Messenger RNA from Lucilia sericata (common green bottle fly), 1461 nucleotides. It is a transcript of the gene CAH7, whose product is annotated as carbonic anhydrase 2. Gene Ontology annotation, cellular component: cytoplasm. The coding region runs from base 484 to 1401 and encodes 305 amino acids. The record is from RefSeq and is a predicted model, not a curated record. NCBI's taxonomy places the organism in Eukaryota, Metazoa, Arthropoda, Insecta, Diptera, Calliphoridae. Gene Ontology annotation, molecular function: carbonate dehydratase activity; zinc ion binding. The transcript has 5 exons.
GAUGAUUUUGAAAUUUUCAGUAAUCGUUCAGAUUUUGAACGUAACAGUUUAGAUUUAAAUUAAAAAUACAGAAAUCAAAUCAUAUAUAAACUUUGAAAUGAAAAGAUUCACACUCACACUAAAUUGUUAGACCUGAAAGAGAGAGGAUAAACAUUGAGUGGUGUCCAACCGGAAGCUAAAAAUAUUUGUAUUAACGGUUUUUUAAAUGAAAAUAAAAAAUUGCAAACAUUUAACGAGAAAUAAAAUUGUUAAAUAAAAAAACUGUUUAUUUAAAUCGCGUGCGUUGGUUUAUUUAAAAAAAAUAUAUUUAUUUAUUUGCAUAUUGCUGGCAAUUUUGUGCGUGUGUGUUUACCAAAAAAGGAUAUUAAAAGUAUUUCAUUUUAGUUUCGAUUAUUUACAAACUGGUGUUUAGUAAUAUUUGCUAAAAAGGAUUAUUAUAAAAGAUAAUUAAUAUUGCGGGUUAUUAUAAAAAUAAUAUUCAACAUGUUGUCAUUUGUUACAAUAAUCGCCGCGUGUCUUUGUCUAACUGUCUCAUCAGCAAGUGCCUCUGAAGAGCACUGGGGUUAUCCAGAUUAUAGUAAAAACGAAGAAUUUCCUCACUGGGGUGGCAUGUGCGAUAAAGGUAAACGUCAAUCACCCAUUAAUUUGAGCCUUAGAGGAGCCGUCAAGGGAGUUUAUGAUAAACUAGAAGGUGAAAAUUAUGACCAGACCAUAACACAAGCGGCCUUGGUUAAUACAGGACACUCGGUACAACUAUUCAAUUUCGAUUUGAAGUUAAAGUUGAAGGGCGGUCCCUUAAAGAAUGACUACGUUUUGGAGCAGAUACAUUUCCAUUGGUGGUCCGAGCAUACCAUUGACAAUAUCCGUUAUCCUUUUGAAAUGCACAUGGUACAUCGUAAUGUUAAAUAUGAAAAUAUGACUGUGGCCGCUCAAAAUAAGGAUGGCAUUACAGUGGUGGGCGUUUUAUAUCAUGCCUCGAUGGAGAGAAACGAAGCUAUUGAUGAUAUUUUAGAUGAUUUCGAUAAGAUUAAGGAUUACGAUGACAUCAAUAAACCCAUUAAUAUUGAGACUAAAUUUGAGAUUGAAGAUCUUUUGCCAGAAAUCAGAAAUUAUAUUAUCUAUGAGGGUUCAUUGACCACACCCACUUGUGCAGAAGCUGUAACAUGGAUUGUUAUGGCAGAAACUUAUCCAGUGACCAUUGAUCAGGUUGAAGCUUUCAAAAAUCUACAAUACGAUCAGGGCAAAAACUUAGUCAAUAACUAUCGUGCUAUACAACAAACCAAUAAUCGUGCCAUUAUUGUUGCCUCCAAUGACAACCGUUCGGGAGCUGCUACAUUCAGUCUACAAACCUCUCUAUUCAGUGUUAUUUUGAUGACAGUUUUGGCUAAAUAUUUGUACUAAUUAUUGGCAAACUUUACUGAAAAAUUAAGCUCAAACGUUUAACAAAAAGCUCUCUUAUUA